Penicillium canariense is the source of this 1101-nucleotide messenger RNA. RefSeq names its product FAD-dependent oxidoreductase. Gene Ontology annotation, molecular function: D-amino-acid oxidase activity; FAD binding. The coding region runs from base 1 to 1101 and encodes 366 amino acids. NCBI's taxonomy places the organism in Eukaryota, Fungi, Ascomycota, Eurotiomycetes, Eurotiales, Aspergillaceae. The transcript is spliced from 3 exons. The record is from RefSeq and is a predicted model, not a curated record.
AUGAGUGAAGGCCAAGUUAUCAUUGUCGGCGCAGGUGUCUUGGGCCUCAGCUGCGCAGUCCAGUUAUCUCGAUCAGGCCACAGCGUCACUGUCAUCGCCCGAGAUCUUCCUGGCGACUCGCACAUCGACUAUGCCUCCCCGUGGGCCGGUGCCCACUUCCGCCCCUCCCCCGCAAAAACACCCGCAGAGCAACUCGAGCAACAACUGAUGCGUGAUACCUAUAACGAGCUUGAGGUUCUGGCACAGGAGCAACCUGAAUCCGGCGUGAAGAUUGUUCCGGCAAUCGAAUACUUCGACGCUGCCCAUGCGGACUCCUUCCUCGCCACAGAAAACGGCUACGUCGACUGGCCCGAUUUUCGGAUUCUGGAAUCGGAGGAAUACCCCGCUCACCAUGAGUCUAUCCAAUUGGGUGUCACCUACCGUAGCUGGGUCUUGAACUCUCCUGUAUACUUGCAGUGGUGUCAGAGGCAGGGUGAGAAGCAGGGUGUCAGGUUCGUGCGUGCAAAUGUGACAUCUAUGGAGGAAGCGGUCUCCCUAUUCCAAGAUAAGCACCGACAGGGUGGCGCCAGCAAUAUCCGAGCUGUUGUCAAUGCGACUGGGCGGGGCUUUGAUGACCCAAACUCGUAUCCAUCGCGCGGUCAGUUCAUUAUCGUGUCCAAUCAGUGCGACAACACUAUCAGCCACCAUUGGGCAGAUGGCUCGUCGACUGUGAUCAUUCCUCGACCCUUAGGUGGAGGCACAGUCAUCGGUGGGACAAAGGAGCCUAACAAUUGGUCCGAGGACAUAUCCAGUGCUGCGACGGACACGAUCCUAAAAAGGGUCGGGCAACUCUGCCCUGAAUUAGUCAACCAGGAGACUACUGCCACAGACGAUACCCAUGGCUUUGACAUUCGCGAGGUCUAUAUCGCUCGUCGCCCGAUGCGACGAGGCGGUUUACGGUUGGAACAGGAGAAUACGAGUCAAGGAACUCCUCUGAUCCACUGCUAUGGCGCUGGUCCGAGUGGCUUCAAAAUAAGCUGGGGUGUAGCGAAGAAGGUUGAGCUCAUGGUUUCGAAUGUUCAAAUGCUUGUAAAUGACCCAGUAGACGUGUCUCCAGACUAA